This is a messenger RNA of Plasmopara halstedii, 180 nucleotides long. RefSeq lists its product as uncharacterized. The record is from RefSeq and is a predicted model, not a curated record. The transcript has 2 exons. Bases 1 to 180 code for a protein of 59 amino acids. NCBI's taxonomy places the organism in Eukaryota, Oomycota, Peronosporomycetes, Peronosporales, Peronosporaceae.
AUGAAGCCAUUCACAUCAACAAAUGAUCUUGACCAAGCUCAAGCAGCCCAUGUUUUCCGUUCAGAGUCGAUUGUCGCAGCCCCUACGCGUAUUUGCGUAAUGACGGUCCGCCCACAUCCGGAACGAAACAAGAGAGGAAGUAGCACUUUUCAACCCAAAGGAAGUUUGUGCGUAUCGUGA